Messenger RNA from Vollenhovia emeryi, 22343 nucleotides. RefSeq names its product titin (gene sls). NCBI's taxonomy places the organism in Eukaryota, Metazoa, Arthropoda, Insecta, Hymenoptera, Formicidae. Bases 219 to 22301 code for a protein of 7360 amino acids. The record is from RefSeq and is a predicted model, not a curated record. The transcript has 54 exons.
GGUAUAAGUGCAAGUGAUUUGCUCCAAUUCGUCGUUGUGCAUCAAGAGUUUGUUUGUUAAAUCUCGGGUGACAAAACACGACGGUGAAAGAAAGGAAGAUAAAACGGGGAUCUCUCUAGAUUCUCUAGAUUAAUAUUAGCAGUUUAUUACUACUACUAUACAAUUAAUUUUGUCAUCCGAACGACUCACGACUUGACUACUGAAUUUCACGAUCCAAGAUGAAGCGACAACAGUCUCAAGAACAGCAAAAGCAACAACUGCAGCAACAAGCUAUUAUGCAAGAACAACAGCAACAGUAUACCCAGCAAAGGACGGAGAGACAAGUCACGCGACAACAGAUCACCAGUCAGCAGAGAGUUCAAGGGGAGAUCGUUAUGCAAACGACGCCAACGGUACCAGCAUUUAUGGGUAAACCCGGGGAUCCCUCACCGCCGAUUUUCGAGCGGAUCUUCAAAAAUGCGAGGUUUGCGCAGGGCGGCAACGCGAUUUUUGAAGGGUGUGUUCGCGGUAAUCCGAGACCGUCAGUGUCUUGGACACACAAAGGAGUGCCAUUGCUAGAAUCACGAAAGAUCCGAAUGUCUUAUGAUGAAAAUUCUGGAAUAGUCAUACUCCAAAUUAAUCAGAUCGGUCCGGGGGACGAGGGCGAGUAUACGUGCAGUGCAAAGAAUCAAUAUGGCGAAGCUAUUUGCUCAGUUUACAUACAGCCAGAGGGAUUUGGUCCUCCAGCGCAACAACUAACGGAUAGUUACAAGAAAGAAUUUACGCAAAGCUUUCAGACGAGCGAACAGAAAAUGCAAACUGGAAGUCAAGUCUUCCAACAACGUAGUUAUCAGCAAACGACCGAUAAACGAAGUUACGUUAACGGUACAACUACAAGCAUUGAAGAUUUUAAGGUUGAUACCUUUGAAUACAGAUUGUUGCGCGAAUUGGAGUUCCGUGAAUCAAUUACUCGCCGUUUCGCGGGUGAAUCUGACGUGCAAAUUUCUACGACAGUAGAUCGUAUGUUGGGACCGAUUGCACCUCCGCAAAUCACUCAGAAACCUAGAAACUCGAAGCUCGUUGAAGGAUCGGACGCUGUCUUCACCGCAAAGAUAACUGGCAAUCCGAAGCCAAGAUUAACAUGGUUCAAAAAUGGCCAAAGAAUUCGAGAUUCUCAACGUGUGGAGACAAGCUAUUCAAAUCAGCAAGCUACUUUACGAAUCCGAGUCGCUUUGCCGGAAGACAGCGGUCAUUAUACACUAUUGUCUGAGAAUCCUCAAGGUUGUACCGUUAGUUCUGCUUAUCUCGCAAUUGAGUCCAGCGAUCAAGUAGAUCAAGUUCCGUAUCAAGCGCAUCAAAGGGAAUUUAUCAAGACUCAACAAGAGGAUUCGACCAUUGAAUCUACUGACUCUAGCAAGGUUCUUCCACCGAAUUUUGUUCGUACCAUCACAGACAAGGAAGCUACCGAAGGCAAAAUGACACGAUUCGAUUGUCGCGUAACUGGACGUCCAUAUCCCGAAGUUACUUGGUAUAUAAACGGCCAACAAGUCGCCAAUGACAUGACUCACAAAAUUCUUGUGAAUGAAUCUGGUAGCAAUUCGUUGAUGAUCACAAACGUGAAUCGCGCCGACGCUGGCAUAGUAACAUGCGUUGCUCGAAAUAAAGCUGGCGAGACUUCUUGUCAAUGCAACUUAAGCGUUAUUGAAAAGGAACAAGUAGUUGCACCGAAAUUUGUCGAACGUUUUGUUACAACAGGCGUAAAGGAGGGAGAACCCGUGGUCUUUAUGGCACGCGCAGUUGGCACACCCAUUCCACGUAUCACGUGGCAAAAAGAUGGCGUACCGAUAACGCCUGGUCCUGAAAUACGUAUAUCGAGCGAUGGUAGCGGAGCUUCGACUUUGGACAUCCCGUGCGCCAAGUUCUCGGAUGCAGCCUGGUACCAGUGUACAGCUCAAAAUGUAGCCGGCUCUACCGCAACUCGAGCACGGCUCUUUGUUGAGACGCCAAAAGGAACGACCCCGGAACCAAGACGCCUGAAUUUACCCCGACCAACGAAAAUUAUCGAACCAGAACCAGCGCCUGGCCCCGAAGUGAUUUACUUGAGACAUGUGGAACGUGCAAAACCUUACUUGCCGCCCGCUGAAGAAGACAAAGUUUAUCCCCCACCAUGUUUCAUUAUACCGCUAAAGGACGUUCAUCAAAUCGAAGGUGGACGAAUUCACUUCGAGGCCAGAAUCGAACCGGUGGGUGACCCUACUAUGAGGGUGGAGUGGUAUGUCAAUGGCAGAGCACUCGAUGCGAGUUCCCGAGCAACUUCCGUUUUUCGCUUUGGUUUUAUCUCACUCGAUCUCAUUAGCAUCGUUCUUCAAGAUAGCGGCGAGUACUUGUGCCGCGUUGUAAGCUCAACGGGAGUUGCUGAAUCUCGAGCCACCCUCAGCGUAACCCCACGUGCUACAAUUGAGCAAGCAAGCCAACACCCCGACAGCCUCCAGUACAUACACCAGCUUGAGGAUUACAGCAAGUAUCAAAGACAGGAGAGUAUAGAAGAGACUUCUUCUCAGCGACCGGUUUUCAUCCGCCCGCUCCAGGAUCUUGGUGAGCUACAGGAAGGUCGUAACGCCCAUUUCGAGGCGCAAUUGACGCCUGUUAGCGAUCCCACCAUGAAAGUGGAGUGGUACAAAGAUGGAAAACCAAUCACAGCCAGCUCAAGAAUCACUAGCAUCUUCAACUUCGGAUACGUCUCACUCAACAUAAUGCACCUACGGGCUGAAGAUGCAGGUUCUUACACCGUCAGAGCUGUGAACCGCUUGGGAGAGGCCAUCAGCUCCGCGACUCUUCGUGUUUUUGCGCGAACAAGUGUUACAACAGACUUGGGUAUUCCCGAACAACUGAGGUACAUAGAGGCUGCUGAGGAAUUGGAAGCGUAUCAACAGGCCAUGCACCAAAAGUAUGUGCAGGAGCAGCCUGAACUAAGUAGCCCACCGGAAUUUAAAUCGCCUAUUAAGGAUCAGAGCGGCAUCAGAGAAGGCGGAUUUGCCCAUUUUGAGGCACGUCUCGAACCAAUUGGUGAUGCCAAUCUCCGUGUCGAGUGGUUGAAAGAUGGACGACCUGUAGAAGCUAGUUCUCGGAUUACAACCUUCUUCAAUUUCGGUUAUGUGGCAUUGACCAUCAAAUAUGUAACGAUACAUGACGUUGGUAUAUACACUUGCCGAGCCUACAAUAGAGCUGGUGAAGCUCACACUACCGCUCAGUUAAGUGUGAUCAGCAAGAAUGAUAUUAUUUAUGACAGCCAACAUCCUGCUGGUCUCCAAAAAAUUCAGUCUCUAGAAGAUUCGAGUAGAUACUUACGACAGGUUCAGGAAGAAACGCAGAUUACACAGGCACCGCGAUUCCUGGGUAAUCUUAAAGGUACUAAUAAAAUUGUAGAAGGUCAACGGGCACACUUUGAAGCACGCGUCGAACCUCAAAGUGAUCUGAGUAUGAAGAUCGAGUGGUACCACAAUGGCAAACCCAUUACUGCUGCCAAUAGAAUCCAGAUGUACCACGAUUUCGGAUACGUUUCUAUUGAUAUCCUUCAGGUUCGCUCCGAAGACACUGGCACAUAUACCGUCGUGGCUAGAAAUGCCAGUGGAGAAGCUCGUUUAUCCGCCACCAUGACUGUAGAGACGCGUUCCGGCGUAGAUACCAGUAGUAUGCAUCGCGGCACUUACGAGAAGACUCAACGUUUAGAAGAAUCCAAGUUUAUCGAGCCGCAAUAUCAUAUCGAAGAGAUAUCCAAAUCAAAACCAAUUUUUAUUCAGCCAUUGAGCGAUCCUAAGCCAGUUAGCGAGGGGAAAAAUAUUCACUUGGAGUGUCGUCUAGAACCGAUGGGCGAUCCUACGAUGAGAGUUGAAUGGUUCCAAAACGGACGUCCGGUCACAGUCGGUUCUAGAUUUAGAACUUACUAUGAUUUUGGAUUCGUCGCACUCGAUAUAGUACACGCUACCGUUUACGAUUCUGGUGAAUAUACAGUCAGAGCUACUAAUCACCUGGGUACCGCGCAUACUUCUGCUUGCGUCAGAGUUAUUGGAAGAUCUGAUAUUGUCACUGAUACGCAAAAUGAACAAUCGCUUGAGCAAAUACAAAUGUUGGAAGACUCGUCAAGGUAUCGCAAAGUUCAACAAGAAGAAGUCACUGUGAUGCAAGCACCUCAGUUCACUCGACCUCUACACAAUAUUGAAACCGUAGAACUAACCAAUGUCCAUCUCGAGUGUCGUCUUCAGCCAAUUGGUGAUGCGACCAUGAAAGUCGAUUGGUUCGUCAAUGGUCGACCGGUCAAAACUGGUCAUCGAUUCAGACCAUCUUACGAAUUUGAUUAUGUGGCUCUAGACAUUCUUGGCGUUUAUCCUGAAGAUUCUGGUGUAUAUACUUGUCAAGCUAGAAAUCAGCUCGGCGAAGCGGUUACUUCGUGCUCCGUAAGAGUACACGCCAAGAAGGACUUACUUUUAGAGUCUCAACAUCCUGAAGGAUUGGAAAGAAUACAGUACUUGGAGGAUGCUUCGCGAUACAAAAGGCAUGAACUAGUGGAUGAAGUUGUCAAUGUAAAGCCGAAAUUUAUUACGAAACCGAAAAACCAAGAAAAUCUUCGAGAAGGACAACAUGCUCAUUUCGAGUGCAAACUGGAACCGGUAACGGAUCCGAACCUAAAAGUCGAGUGGUUUAAGAAUGGUCGUCCAGUAACGAUAGGACAUCGCUUCCGUCCAAUUCAUGAUUUUGGCUACGUUGCAUUGGAUGUAAUUGAUUUGAUUGCCGAAGAUUCUGGAACAUAUACUUGUCGUGCUGUUAAUCUGGUAGGAAGUGAUGAGGUACUCUGUAGUUUAACGUGUCGCUUAAGCGCACAAAUACUAACGGACACGCAAAACGAGCUUGGACUCGAACAGAUUCACUAUCUUGAGGAUAAAUCCAAAUAUCAUAGACAAGAAGUCAUUGAAGAAACUACCACUCAAGCGCCUAUUUUCACAACUUCGUUAAAUAAUGUCGAAAUAAAAGAGGGCCAGCGAGCUCAUUUUGAAUGCAGACUAAUUCCGGUAUCCGAUGCAACAAUGAAAAUCGAAUGGUUCCAUAAUAAUAAACCAGUAAAAGCAGGCUCAAGAUUCGUCGAAACAAACAGCUUUGGUUUCGUCGCUCUCGAUAUCAUGUACGCGUACCCUGAAGACUCUGGAACAUAUACUUGCAGAGCUAAAAAUAUUAUUGGUGAAGCUAUCACUUCUGCAACUGCUAUCGUUCACUCUAAAAAAUCUAUCUACACGGAGACUCAAAGUGAAGAAACUCUUCAACGUCUUCGUUCGUUGGAGGACACGUCUCGUUAUCAACGUAAAACUACAACCGAAGAAAUCGUUACGCAAGCUCCAGUCUUUACGAUGCCAAUAAAAGAUCUCCGUGUUGCUGAAAAUCAAGCAGCACAUUUUGAAGCACGUGUUAUUCCAGUUGGUGAUCCCAAACUAAAGGUGGAAUGGUUACGUAAUGGAGUUCCUAUUUUAGCCUCAAAUCGCGUAACGACCAUGCACGAUUUUGGAUACGUCGCCUUGAACAUGAAGUACGUCAAUCCCGAAGAUUCAGGUACUUAUACAUGUCGUGCUAUAAACGAACUUGGAGAAGCAGUUACUUCAGCAACAUUAUUUGUUCAAUCCAAGGCAGCCUUGCAGUUUGAAUCACAACAUGAGAGCGCUUUGUCGAAACUUCAAGCCCUGGAGGAUACCUCGAAAUAUCAACGGCGUGAAGAGGAGGAGAUUGUGGUAAAAGACAAGCCAUCUUUUACGGUUCAACUAAACGGACCUACCAGUUUAGUCGAAGGACAAAGCGCACAUUAUGAGUGUCGCAUAGAACCUUAUCCUGAUCCCAACAUGAAGGUGGAAUGGUUUCACAAUGGCAAACCGUUGUCCACCGGUCACAGGUACAGAACUACCUGCGAUUUUGGAUUCGCAUCGUUGGAUGUAUUGACCGUAUAUGCCGAGGAUUCGGGCACGUAUACUUGCCAAGCCACCAAUAAAUUGGGAUCGGCAAAGAGCUCGAUUAAUCUUGAUGUGAAGUCUCGAGCAUCAAUUAUUCAUGAUACCCAACAUGAGAGCGCAUUGAAAAAGAUACAAUAUCUUGAAGAUGAUUCAAGAUAUAAACGAGUGACCAAAGAAGAUACGGUCAUCGCCGAAAAGCCUGCUUUCGGACGACCAUUGAAGAAUAUUGAACACCUCCCAGAAGGCAAAAGCGCCCAUCUCGAAGCUACGUUGACUCCCGUGAAUGAUCCGACGAUGAUCGUUGAAUGGUUUAGGAAUGGACGUCCUAUUCCCCAAGGACAUAAAUUUAAAACCACUUACGAUUUUGGAUACGUUGCUCUCGAUAUUCUUUAUGCCUAUCCUGAAGAUUCGGGUACUUAUAUGUGUAAAGCGAGAAACGCUGUUGGCGAAGCAGUCACUACUUGCGUGAUCAGCGUGGAUUCGAAACAAGGCUUAUAUCUCGAUACAUUGGAUGCACAACGUUUACAAAAGAUUCGAGAAUUGGAAACUAUCGAAGUCAAAGAAGAUAUUGAAAAAGAGGUUAUUCAUCAAAAACCUGUAUUCUUAACGCCGCUAAACAAUCUGGAUCAUCUCAAGGAAGGCGAGCAUGCUCAUCUGGAGUGUCGUGUGGAACCGAUUAACGACCCGAAUUUAAAGAUUGAAUGGUUUGUCAAUGGAGUUGCUAUUAAAACUGGUCAUCGUUUCCGUACAACGCAUGAUUUUGGCUAUGUGGCUCUCGAUAUUCUUUAUACUUAUCCUGAAGAUUCCGGUACAUACAUGUGUAAAGCAACCAACUUGGCUGGCGAAGCCGUUAAUACUUGCACUAUCAAAGUCGGCUCACGACGAAGUAUUCUCUUGGAUACUCAACAUCCGGAUGGUCUAGAAAAGAUUCGAGAAUUAGAGGCCCAAGGUCAUCCGGCACGAUUAGAAAUCGAGGAACCGCCAGUCUCACCACCAAGAUUUAUCACUGAGCUUAGGGGUACAACCGAAGUAUAUGAGGGGCAAACAGCUCACUUCGAGUGUCAAGUAGAGCCUUUGCAUGACGCAAAUCUAAGAAUCGAAUUCUUCCACAAUGGUAAACCAUUACCAUCGGCAGCGCGUUUCCAUGUGACUUUCGAUUUCGGAUAUGUGGCUCUGGAUAUUGGCCAUGCUGUACCCGAAGAUGCAGGACAAUAUUCUGUACGGGCGAUUAACGCGUUGGGACAAUGCGUAUCAUCUAUCGAGCUUAAAGUAAUUCCACGAGAUAACAUUAUUCUGGAUUCCCAACGGCCUGAGGGAAUGGACAAAAUCCGAGAGCUCGAAGCCCAACAGCCAUGGAAGAGACCGGAUAUUCCGGAGCCUCAAACACGGCAGCGGCCAGUGUUCACUCAACCUUUGCAAAAUAUCGAUGGCAUUGCCGAGGGUCACACCGCACAUUUCGAAUGUAGACUCAUACCCGUGGGUGAUCCUAUGCUCAAAGUGGAAUGGUUCAGAAACGAAGUGCCCCUUGAGACAAGUUCACGGAUCACAAAAGUGCAUGACUUUGGCUAUGUGUCUCUGGAUAUCGCUCACGUGCGUGAUGAAGACAAAGGAGUUUAUAUGUGUCGUGCGUCUAAUCCAUUGGGCGAAGCGGUUACCACAGCUUCAAUGAAGAUCAAAACUAAGGCGAGCAUACAGUUAGAUACUCAACAUCCGGAGGCUCAACGUAGAAUCGCUCAGUUGGAAGCUAAGGAAACUGGGCGACCCGAGGAGCCGGAAAAGAUGUUUGAUAAGCCAAUUUUUACGCAAUUAUUAACUGGGCCAACUGAACUUUGGGAAGGACAAAUGGCUAGAUACGAAUGCAGAGUCGUUCCUGUCGGCGAUCCAAGUUUAAGAUUUGAGUGGUAUAUGAACGGAAUCGAAUUAAAAAUGGGUUCACGUUUUCACGUAAGUCACGAUUUCGGGUACGUAACGUUAGACAUUCUAAAAGUUAUCCCCGAAGAUUCCGGAGUAUAUACCUGCAAAGCGAUUAACCAUGCAGGCGAGGCAAUAUCGUCGAUUUCCCUGAAAGUAAAAGCCCGUUCAGCUAUCGAUUCUGACAGCAUACAAGCGGACGCAUGGCAAAAGAUUCAAUUGAAGGAAGCAGAACUUAAUAAAGUGCCGGAAAUGUUUAUCGACACAACGCCGCAGCAAGCACCGGUUUUCACUAAACAUCUCGAGAGCUUUGACAAACUGACAGAGGGUCAAAAUGUCUAUUUGGAAGCUCAAGUGGAGCCGCGGGCGGAUCCCAAUUUAAGAGUGGAAUGGUUCAAGAAUGGAAUAUCCCUCCAGACUGGAACGAGACUUCGUAGUACGUUUGAUUUUGGUCUAGUAACAUUGUCCAUCAACGGGCUAAGAGCCGACGAUUCGGCGAUUUACACAUGCAAAGCAACCAAUCUUUUGGGAGAAGCCGUGUCGACCUGUAGUCUGAAAAUUGCCGAUCGUCACUGGUUAUAUGGAGAUACCUUACAUCCUGACGCUUUGCCAAAAAUCGAUGCUUUGGAGCAGCCUCAGAUUACCUCUUUUGAGCAACCAGAACCUACGUACGAAGAACCAGUUUUCAUUACUCAUUUAAAUAACGUGGAAUGUAUCGAGGGUGAUAAUGCUCAUUUCGAAUGUAAUGUAGAACCAUCGAAAGAUCCGACUAUGAAGAUUGAAUGGUUCUUGAACAGUAAACCCUUGCCGACCGGUGCUAGAUUUAAGAGUACCUAUGAUUUCGGCUACGUAGCUCUGGACUUGACUCAUGCUUACGAAGAAGAUUCUGGCGUCAUUACCGUUAAAGCCACAAAUUCGAAAGGUAGUGCACAGACAUCUGGUACUUUAAAAUGCACCAGCAAGCAAAAUAUUUAUCUUCAAACGCAGCAUCCACAAGGAGAAGUUGGACUUGAGAAAGUGAAAGAAGCCGAAGAUGCUUAUUUGUCAAAAUACAAGAGACCAGAAGAAGGUCCUGAACAUGAGUAUCCUAAACCGAUCUGGACGGUGCCUCUCGGGCCCGAGUUUAAACUGGGAGAGUCCGAACCGUUACAUCUCGAAGGACAAGUCGAGCCGAAGGAUGAUCCCAAUUUGAAGAUCGAUUGGUACUUUAAUGGGAAACCUUUGGAACAUGGUUCACGCUUCAAAAUGACUAGCGAUUUUGGAUUUGUCACUUUGGACUUGACGGACGUUUACGAGCGUGACUCUGGUAUUUACACUUGCAAGGCCUAUAACAAAGCAGGCGAAGCUUUCACUUCAACGACUAUUUAUUGCUCCACAAAGGAAAAUGUCAUCGAAAAGUCACAGCACCCCAAAGGCAAGGAAGGUCUCGAAGCGAUUCAAGAUUUAGAGGAAUCUUUGAAACGGCAAGAAGGAGUUCCCUUGGGAGAGGAAGAAGGUCAACCACCGAUGUUUACAUCGCAAUUCGAGAAUUUAACCAAUCUCUCGGAAGGAGAGAUCGCUCACUUCGAAGCAUCUCUCAUCCCUACUGGUGAUCAAACUAUGGUGGUUGAAUGGUUCUACAAUGGUAAAUCUUUAGAAGCUAGUCACCGCACGAGAACCGUUUACGCUUUCGGCAUGGUUGUCCUCGAAGUUCUCGGCACCAAAAUAGAAGAUUCGGGCACUUAUACUUGCAGGGCCACUAACAAAUGGGGUAAAGCAGAAAUUAGUGUGCAACUGGAAUGCGUCGACAAGUCCAAGGGACAGAAACCUAAAUUUACGACGCAGAUUCAAUCCUUGGAAGGCUUAAAAGAUGGUCAAUCGGCUCACUUUGAGUGUACUCUAAUCCCAGUGGGUGAUCCUCACAUGAAAGUCGAGUGGUUCCACAAUGGAAAGCCUCUAAGACACUCGUCACGUUUCAAAAUGGUCUCUGACUUUGGCUUUGUAGUUAUGGAUAUUGCCGGAGUGAUGUCUCAUGACACCGGAGAAUACGUUUGUAAAGCUAGCAAUAAAUACGGCGAGGAUUAUACAAAAGCCACGAUCAGAUGCUUCGGCAAAAGCGGAGUUUACUUAGAUUCUCUGCAGCCGGACUCGCUCGCUAGAAUUCGAGAGCUCGAAAGUUAUACCGGAGAGCAAGCAACUACGCCUACGACUCCCGUUGCUGAACCACCCAAGUUUAUUACGCAGAUCGCUGAUAUUACGAAACUGGUAGAAGGGCAGUCCGCACAUUUCGAGGCCAGACUGACCCCAGUGAACGAUCCCGAUUUGAAAGUCGAGUGGUAUUACAACGGCAAGAAACUUCCUCACGGCCAUCGAUAUCGCACCUUCCAUGACUUUGGUAUUGUUAUCCUGGACAUACUCUAUUGUUACGAAGAGAAUUCCGGGGUUUAUGAAUGCAGGGCCGUUAACAAGUAUGGCGAAGAUUCUACAAGAGCAACGCUCAAAUGCUUCUCCAAGGCUAAUCUCGUUUUGGAAUCGCAACUUCCGAAGGGCAUGGAAGGCGGUCUAGAAAAAAUCCAAACUCUCGAAGACUCAAUGAUACGUACAAAGGACGAAAAGAUUGUAGAAGAACGUGGCAAAGCUCCUAUGUUCACUGUACCUUUAAGUAAUAUUGAUGGUUUACGGGAGGGAGAGAGCGCACAUUUUGAGGCACGAGUAAUUCCUACAGACGAUCCAAAAUUAAAGGUCGAAUGGUUUUGGAAUGGUAAACCAUUGCGAACAGGAUCUCGCUUCCGCACUUUUUGCGAUUUUGGUUUCGUCAUUUUAGAAAUCUCUCCCAUUUAUCCUGAAGACUCUGGCGAAUAUAGUUGUAGAGCGUCAAAUGAUUAUGGUGAAGCGGUGACGACGUGCACAAUGAAGUGUACAGGCAAACGUAGUAUUAUUUUGGAAUCUCAGUUACCCAAAGGUAUGGAGAGUACAAUCGAUAAAAUCGCUGAAUUGGAAGGUCUUGGGGCUGUUCCGGGUCAGAUCAGUCCGGAGGAUGACACUGGUAGACCGCCAGAGUUUAUCACAACUCCUUCCGACUUAACUUUGACUGAAAACUCUCUUGCUCACUUUGAAUGCCGGCUACAGCCAAUUAACGAUUCUAGCAUGAGAGUCGAAUGGUUUCACAAUGGCAAGCCUCUUCUCGCUGGUAGCAGAGUGAAGACGAUUCAUGACUUUGGCUUCGUCAUUUUAGAAGUUGCAAAUUGUUAUCAACGCGAUUCGGGCUUAUACACCUGUAAAGCCACAAAUCGUCAUGGCGAAGCCACAGUGUCGUGCAAGCUUCAAGUUCGCGGACGUCAGGGUAUCAUUCUGGAGCCUCAAUUACCGAGUAAUUUUAAAACCGGUACAGAAAGUAUUCAGAAAUUGGAAGAAUCCUUAUAUAAGAAAGAUGAAAUCUUGGCGGAGGAAGAAACGCCAAAUCCACCGAGAUUUAUUGUCGAACUUAAAGAUAUCGAAGUCGAGGAGGCUGGACCGAGUCACUUCGAUUGUAGAGUCGAACCUGUGAGUGAUUCUACUAUGCGUAUCGAUUGGUUUCACAAUGGACGGCCCUUCGCGACAGGCUCGCGAGUGCAUCAAAUUAAUGAUUUUGGAUUUAUAUCAUUGGAUAUGUCGUAUACAUAUGCACGAGACAGUGGCGAAUAUGUCUGCAGAGCUACCAACAAGUGGGGUUCUGCCACUACCAAGGCCACUAUUACUUGCAAAUCUAAGAAAACGAUAGACUUUGAUUCUCAAUUGCCAAUGGGAAUGAGCGGCGAAAAGUUAAAAGAACUAGAGCGAGGACCGGUCUCUCAAGCUCCUGUGGAAGAAGCACCGCGACAACCACCUCAUUUCAUCACGCAAAUCCAGUCAACGACUAUCGACGAAGGUGAACCGGUCAGAUUUGAAUGCCGUGUAGAGCCAAAAGAGGAUCCGAAUCUACGCAUCGAAUGGUACAGAAAUGGUAAAUUAAUACCUGCUGGGCACAGAUAUAGAUCGGUUUACGAUAUGGGAUUCGUGUCGAUGGAUAUCUUGUACGUAUAUCCCGAGGAUUCUGGUGAAUACGUUUGUAAGGCCAUCAACGACCUUGGAGAAGAUACCACUCGAGCUGCUGUAUCUUGCAAGAAAUUACCUAGCAUUAUUCUGCAAAAUCAAGUACCAAAAGGUAUGAAAAAAUCCGAGGCCUUGAUGCAAAUGGAAGCGACGAUUAAAAAAUAUACUUCAGAAAUUCACUUAACUGAAGACGAUCUAUAUGAUGCGGAUAAGAAGCAACCACCUCGUUUCGUCACACAGAUUCAAGAUCAGACUGAUCUUAUUGAAAUGAAUAGUACCAAGUUCGAAUGCCAAUUGGCGCCCGUGGGUGAUCCAAAUAUGAAGGUCGAAUGGUUCUUUAACGGGAAACCAUUACCCCAUAAGAAUCGAUUUACGCCUAUUUAUGAUUUUGGCUAUGUAGCCAUGAACUUUGGUUGGGUCUAUCCAGAGGAUAGCGGCGAGUAUCUAUGUAGAGCUACGAAUCUUUAUGGCAUGGACGAGACUAGAGCUAUAAUCAAAACUGCGGGAAAACCAGGAAUUAUCUAUGAGUCCCAACUUCCAAAAGGUAUGAAGAGCAUCGAGAAGAUCAGAGAAAUGGAAGCAGCGUGGCAAAUCGUUCCUGAAGAGGAAGGUGAAGAAGAAAAAGUACGCUCGGCGCCUAUUUUCGUGAGCAAACCAGAACCGGUAACGGUUGAAGAAGGUGACUGGUCUAGAUUUUGUUGUCGAGUCACUGGACAUCCAAGACCUCGAGUUAUGUGGAUAAUCAAUGGACAUACGGUAGUUAAUGGAUCCCGCUAUAAACUAACAUAUGACGGCAUGUAUCAUCUGGAUAUACCAAAGACCAGACAAUACGAUCACGGUAAAGUGGAAGUGAUUGCAAGAAGCUCGGUUGGCGAAGCACGUACAGAAACGACUAUAACGGUCAAGCAGCGAAGCGAUGACUACCGUGGUGUAUUAAAAAAUUCACCAAGACCUUGGUACGAUUAUGGGCUAACACAAUAUCAGUCCGAGCGGCAAGACACAGAAUUGGAGCGGGUAUUCGAUGAACGUCAUCAAAGCGUUUCCCAAGGGAUUGAAAUUGCCACAGAACACCUUGGUCAUAAAGUUAUUAAAGAGCCUGAGACCGAUUGGCAGAAAUCCGUCAAGAGCAAGAAAAAUGAAGAUUAUUACAAUAAACUGAUGAAUCUCGAAGAAGAACAAAUGCUCAAAGAGUCUAGAUUAAGGGAAUCUUCACAUCAGUUUGCUAUUCCCGGUGACAAAGUUGUUGCACAUUCCUUAGCAAAAGGAAUGGCCCAAAAGUAUGAAGAAAGUUUAGAGGAACAACCUGAACAAGAACAACCAGUACAACCACCUCCGAAGUAUGUAAAGAAGCCGUUUGUUACCGAGGUGGAUAUAGAUACGGAACGCGUUAAAGCCACAGGAAAAUAUCCUCCGGGACCGUCUGAAUCCACAGUUCAUGGUCGCGAAGUUCAUGUUGCUAAACAAAAACAGACACAAAAGGAAGUCAAGGGUGACUUAGAAAUAACAAGAAAAAUCACCGCGACAGAGACUACAGAAGUAGAACACAAAGCGAAGACGCAAGAACGUGUGGUGCAAGGUCAAGCCAAACCUGCCAAACCGCCCGUUUUCACGAAGAAGAUUCAACCUUGUAGAGCGUUUGAGCAAGAACAGGCCAAAUUUGAGGUUGAAUUCGAUGGUGAUCCACUACCGACUAUUAAAUGGUACCGCGAAGAUUUUCCCAUACAAAACUCAGCCGACCUUCAAAUUUAUACCUUCAGUACCAAAUCGGUGUUAAUUGUCAGACAAGUUUUUAUGGAAGAUUCUGGUGUCUUUUCCGUUAUCGCUGAGAAUAGAGGAGGAAAAGCCAAAUGUAGUGCCAAUUUAGUGGUAGAGGAACGCAGAAGACAGCCUGGACGAGGCGGUGCGGUACCACCCAGUUUCUUAACCACGAUCCAAUCUGCUUCUGUUGCUACUGGACAACUCGCCAGAUUCGAUGCUAAGAUUACCGGCACCAAACCUCUGGAUGUUUAUUGGCUCAAGAACGGUAAAAAGAUAACAGCGGAUAUUCGUUACAAAACUUUGGAAGAAGACAAUAUCUAUACACUUCUGAUCCUGGAAACAGUACCAGAAGAUAGUGGCAAGUACGAAUGUGUUGCAAUUAACAGUGCUGGAGAGGCACGUUGUGAAGCAGAAUGCACUGUUCGCGGACCUCAAUCACCAACAAAGGUUGCAAAACCUACAACACCAACAGCAGAAAAAGCGCCAACUGUUCUAGAACCAUUAAAGGAUCAAACCAUUAAGGAAGGAACUUCCGUCGCUUUUGCCUGCAGGAUCACAGGAAAACCUGUUCCUACUAUACAAUGGAAGAAAGCUGAUAAGGUCAUCAAACCAUCCAAGUACUUUCAAAUGCAAAAAGAAGGCGAUUUCUGUACUCUGAGGAUUUCUGAAGCCUUCCCCGAAGACGAAGGUGUUUAUAAGUGCAUUGCUAAAAAUCCCGCUGGUGAGGUCACGACGUCUGCCAAUCUCCGAGUUCUCGCGCCCGAUACAGCUGAUGUCCUGCCAAAAUUGACACCUUUGAAAGAUCAGAUAGUGAUAGAAGGACAACCAGCUCAAUUUAAAACUCAAGUGAGUCCGGCAAAGCCUAAGCCAACGAUUCAAUGGUAUCGAGAGGGUGCCUUGAUCCCACAAUCACCAGAUUUCCAGAUGAUUCAUGAAGGCAACAAUGCGGUGCUACUGAUAGCGACCACGUACGAGGAGGAUACAGGCACCUUUACUUGCCGCGCUACAACUUCAGCCGGUACCGUAGAAACGUCCGCCAAACUCAUCGUCAAAAAAAGAAAAGAAGCCUAUUACGCGGUUCCCGCGGAAACGGGUGCCAGUAUCGAUGUAGAUGCAAAACUUCAUCAGAAUUGGAAGGAAGAUACAGCUCUGAGAUCUUUAGUUCUCGACGAAAAUGGUUUACCACUUGAAGUACAACUUCAAUCUGGCGAUGAAUCGCUACCUUGGCGAAAAGGACGUGUUCAACCCCGACCUCGAACUCGCGAUUCACUUCCAUGGAGGAAAGUACAAACUAAAUCAAGAGAUUCUUCUUUGGAUAAACUUCGAGCCUUCGAGAGUCAAAUAAAACCGUGGACCGAGGAAGAAGUAAUUUUGAAAAAAACUCCUCAGAUUAUCAAGGAUGUAACGUCAGAAAGGUUGGAAGAAGUUGAGUUGAAGCCGACAAAGAUUGAGAAAAAAGAUAUCUCUGGACCCAGUCUAGAAAUAAUCAAAUUGAAAUCGAUACCUAAAGAUGCAACAAAAAGCAUAACAACCGAAGAAUAUGUUAGUGACGAUAUUACUAGUGAACAUUACAGAGAGCAAGUAGAUACUACUUUAUUGAAAACGUCGCGUCAUUUAGAUGAAACUGUGUCGAAAAAAGAGAAACCCCAGGAAUCAAGAUCAUGGACGGAGGAGCAAAUUAUAUUAAAGAAAAGAAAACCAAAGACCAAAAUAGUUUCCGAAGUGGAUAUAGAAAAAAUAAAUUUUCUCGAACAAGAGGACACUUCUUUGCUUGCAAUUUCAAAGGAUGAAGAAACACAAAAGUUAAGAAAAGAAAAGCCUAUCACAGAAACGAUAGAACAACCGAAGUCUUGGAUGGAAGAAAAAAUUGCUUUGAAGAAAACAAAACCUGAAAGAAAAGAGAUACCUAAGGAAACGCUCGAAACCGUUUCACUAAAACCUUCGCAAAUAGUAAAAACAGAUCUCGAGAAAUUAACUUUAGAUAAGGCAGAUCUAAAACCAAUUUCAAAAGAAGUAGCUGAAGCAAUUUCAGUAGAAGAAGUUACGCGGAUUGACCUCUCUACAGAAAAACCAGUGAGAACAGCAAGCAAAGACGUGGAUAAAACAGUGAUAGAUGAAGCAAAACCAUGGACAGAAGAAAAAAUUACCUUAAGAAAAUCUAAACCUGUUCAAAAAGAAAUCGAAAAAGAAACGAUGGAAACGGUAGAAUUAAAAUCAUCUAAAUUUACUAAACCAAUACUUCAAAAACCAAGUUUAGAAAAACUAGAACUGAAACCUGUCACAAAAGAAAAGGCAGAUACUAGAGAAAUCGUUAAAAGUACUGAAUACGCUGAACAGGAAGAUACUUCGUUACUUCGAGUUUCAACGGAAGUACACGAUGAUAUCACGUCGAAACCCGGUGUAAGCAAAAAGGUAGCACGAGAAAGAAAACGUGACGUCGAAGAUAUUGGAAUAUAUGUAGAGGAAGAAAAUACUGCUUUGCUUAAGGUUAUGUCAGAACGUGAAACUACAAUUGAUAAAAGGGUAAAGAAGCAAGAGGAAAUACCACAAGAAAAGCCACAGUCAAAGUCAUGGGUGGAAGAAAAAAUAAUCUUAAAGAAAACAAAACCGGAACUAAAAGAAGUACAUAAAGAAACUCUUGAAGAAGUAUUAUUAAAGCCUACAUCAAGAGCAGACAAAGUAAUAUCGAAGAAGGAAUUAGGAGAGAAAGUAGAUUUGAAACACGUCAAAAUACAAAGUAUGGAUUCAAUUGAUAUGAAAAAGCAAGAAACCGUACCAUAUCAUGAAGAAGAAUCUAAAACUAUUAUCCAAAUCGCCGAAGACAUUAAGUCUACUGAAAAAGAGAGUCGUAAGAAAAAACCUGAUGGAAGUAUAUCAUACGCGGAAGAGGAAGAUGCUACGAUCCUCAGCAUCGAUAAAACCGUAAUCGAGAAAUCCAAAAAAGAAGAUAUACCAGUGCCUUGGAUUAGAGGCAAAAAAGCAAAAGAAAAGAGAGAAGUUGAGGAAAUAAAACCAUUUGAAGUAAUUAAACCUGAAAUUAAAUCAGAAGAGGAUAAACCUACAGAGAUUUCACAAGCUCUAUGGCGUCGUAAACCAAAACCUUCAAUUCAAAAGAAGACUACAGAAAUUGAAUCUGAUAAAGAAAAAUCUGAUACUACAGAAAUAUCUGAAGCAAUAUGGCGAAAACCUGAAAAAAGUAAAUCAACAAAAGUGGUUAAAGACGAACCUCAAGUUGAAGAUUUCACAUCUGUAGUACUGAAACCGGCAAAAUGGCACGAAAAGCCGGAAAAGCAAAAACUGACAGAAGAAAUAACAUUAAAACCAGCAAAACAAUUGCCUAAAGAAAAAGAAGAACCAGGCAGUAUUGUCCUUCAACCAGUAACAAAGGAAACAUUAAAACCAGAAACUAUAACUAAAAAAAUUGAUAACGAAGAUGUACCUACUGAAAGAAUGGAUGUACCAUGGAGACGUGGAAAGAAAUCAACACGAACUGAACAAAAACCAGAAGAUGUACAGUUAAAACCAAGUAAACAAAUACAAAGACUCGAAGAACCAAAAUCUGAGGAAGUUGUAUUAAAACCUGUUAGAAAGCUGCCUAAAGAGGAAGAAUCUAAGGAAGAAAUCACACUAAAACCAGUGAAAAAAGAGAAAGUUGAGGAGAAACCGGAAGAAGUACGAUUGAAGCCAGUGAGAAGGAUAGAGAAACCUGAAGAACCGAAACCUGAGGAAGUUGUACUAAAACCUGUUAAAAAGCUGCCUAAAGAGGAAGAAUCUAAGGAAGAAAUCACACUAAAACCAGUGAAAAAAGAAAAAGUUGAGGAGAAACCGGAGGAAGUACGAUUGAAGCCAGUGAGAAGGAUAGAGAAACCUGAAGAACCGAAACCUGAGGAAGUUGUACUAAAACCUGUUAGAAAGCUGUCUAAAGAAGAAGUAACAAAAGAGGAAAUCACAUUAAAACCAGUGAAAAGAGAAAAAGUGGAGGAGAAACCGGAAGAAGUACGGUUGAAGCCAGUGAGAAAAAUAGAGAAACCUGAAGAACCGAAACCUGAGGAAGUUGUACUAAAACCUGUUAAAAAACUGCCUAAAGAGGAAGAGUCGAAGGAAGAAAUCACACUAAAACCAGUGAAAAAAGAGAAAGUUGAGGAGAAACCGGAAGAAGUACGGUUGAAGCCAGUGAGAAAAAUAGAGAAACCUGAAGAACCGAAACCUGAGGAAGUUGUACUAAAACCUGUUAAAAAGCUGCCUAAAGAGGAAGAGUCGAAGGAAGAAAUCACACUAAAACCAGUGAAAAAAGAAAAAUCUGAAAAAAUAAAAUUAGAACCUGUAUCUGAGGUAGUAACAGAUAUAAUAGACGAUAAACCCAUAGAGGAGAAACCAAUAGAGAUAACAGAAGCUCCUUGGCGGCGUGGUAAACGUACAAAGAAAGUUGUUGAUUUUAAAGAAGAGGUUACUGUAGUGCCCAUUGAUCAAGAGGAAUCCGUUACAGAAAUUCGCGAAGAAAAGGGAACAAUAAUAAUUGCAAGUGAGAAUAUUCAGGAAUUGAUUGAAAAGAAGGUGGAACCUGUGCCAAUGCAUAAAGAAGAUAAACUCACCGAGGAAAUAAUUACAAGUGAAGUUUCAUGGAGGAAGAAGAAAAAAGAUCGUCCAAAAUUAGUAGAAGAAAAAGAAACGGUUAUGUUAAAGCCCGUUGAAAAAGUGGAAGAACUAGAACCGAAAAUUGAACAAUCUAAAGAAAAUGUAUUCCUUGUAAAAGACAAGGAAUUAUCUGAAAAAGUUGAAAUAAAGCUAGUAAGUAAAGAAAAAAUAACGGAAGAAAAAGUUAAAGAAGAUAAGGUUAUUGAAUUAAAGCCUGUAAAGUUUGCGGAACAAAUAACAGAGGUUUCGGAAGAGAAAGAUAAAGUUGUUAUUGAAUCGGUUAAAACAAAAUCUAAAGCAAUAGAAAAAAUACCCGAAGAAAUCACUUCUAAUAUUAUUGAAAAGGAAAUUGUAGAUGUAGACUUACAAAUUAAAACAGAUAUUACCCAAGUAGAAGACCGUAAGAGAAAACGCAGACAACGUACUCAGGUGGACAUAUCAAUUAUAGAUAAAGAUAAAACUAUUGCUCCAAGAUUUAUCCAAAAGUUACAACCUGUUAUCGCUGAAUUAGAAAAACCUGCCAAAUUUACAUGUACCGUUAUAGGAAAUCCAUUCCCUAAAAUUUCUUGGUAUAAAAAUGAGCAAGAACUCCAUGCGAGCGAAAAGUAUACUAUGACUAUAUUUGAGACAACCGCAACCUUAGAAAUCACCAAAGUUAAAGAGGAAGAUGUUGGAAUGUAUUCUUGUAGAGCGUCCAAUCCGGCUGGCGUGGCAACAUCCACUGUCAAUCUUGUGAUAUUCGAAAAAGAAGAGGAAGGCGUAGCACCGCAUUUUUCAACGCCGAUUAAACCGCUAAUGAUUGAGGAACACACACCUGCUUUAUUAGAGUGCAUUGUAACCGGUACGCCAAUACCUGAAGUAAAAUGGUAUCGCGGGGAGAAAGAAGUGAAACCAAACAAGAGAACUGAGAUGACUUUCAACCCAACAACUGGAAAAGCUGAGCUGAAAAUUUUAGAGCCAAUGCCUGAAGACGAAACAAUUUAUCGUGUUCGUGCUGUAAAUAAAUACGGUCGCGCUGAAUGUAGAGCUAAUUUAGUGAUCAGUAACAUUGUUAAAGUGAGUAAACCAGUUGUUCUGAGAGCACCGCGAAUUACACGACCUUUGCCCGCCUUGAUAACUGAACGCGGAAAGCCUCUAAAGUUUUUAGCUGAUUUUGAGGGCGUACCAAAACCGGAAGUUAAAUGGUUUCGUAAUGGCAUUGAAAUUACACCGACUGACAAACGCAAGAUAAAUAUCUAUGAAAGUAGUGCCGAAUUAAAUAUAACAGAAGUAACAAACAAGGAUAGCGGCAAGUAUGAAAUAAGAGUUCAAAAUGAAGCUGGUGAAGCAAGAAGUUCGAGUUCUGUUACCAUUAAAGAACGCAAAGACACGAGCGAAGUAAAAGCUCCAAUGUUUGUGGAACCUAUUCAGCCUCAACUUGUUGCAGAAGGAGAAGUUGUUAUCAUGGAAACACGAGUGGAAUCAUAUCCAGUGGCAUCCUUUCAAUGGUUCCAUGAGAGCAAACCUCUUGAGUCGACACCGCAAGUAAGAAUUGUGACUCAAGAGAAUCGAUCGAUUUUGAUGGUAAAAGAAGUAACACCUGAACUGGCUGGUAAUUACACGUGUCGUGCUGAAAACGUUGGUGGUUCAGUCACUUGUACGGCCACUAUUAAUGUAACAGACGUAACAUGGGAAGAGACAAUUGAAUUAGUUUCACCAACAUUUGUUAAGAGAUUGUCACCCGUAAAAGUUAUGGAUGGUGAGAGUGUUAAUUUAACUUGCAUCGUGGAAGGAAAGCCAACGCCCAGAGUAGAAUGGUACCAUAAUGACAAGCCAAUUAAAGAAGGCAAAGAAAUUACAAUUGUUCAAGACAUGGAGGGUGUCUGCAGCCUAGCUAUUACUGAAGUAUUUCCAGAAGAUGCUGGAGAAUAUACCUGUCAUGCUGUGAAUCCUGUUGGCGAAGCAGUCUGCACGUCAUCGCUUAUUGUUGAAGCAUACGAGUACGUGCCUGAUUCGGAAAUUGCAUCUUCAAUAAUCGCGACAUCUCUUACCACUGGAUCGGAAGAAGAUCUUCUAUCUCCAAAAGAAACUCCUAUCUUCGACACUGAUGUAGAAGAAUCCGUACCAGAGAUAGUUAAGAAGCUUCCUCAGUUAAUUCCUACCAAAGAUGGGGAAUUAACUAGAUUGGAAGUAAAGAUGAAAGGCAAACCAAAACCGAAAGGAAAAUGGUAUAAACAAGGUGUGGAAAUAGUUUCAUCACAAGAAUUCCAAAUUGAAGAAUUUGAAGAUGGUACAUCAGUAUUGACGAUUGCUGAAACUUUUCCCGAUGACACUGGCGAGAUCACAUUUGAAGCUCAUAAUCCACUUGGUGUAUCAACUACGACGGCAUAUUUAUCAGUAGAAGGUAUACUCGGAACAAAAGAAUACCGAAAACCAGAGUGGGUUACACAAAUGGAAGAAAUGCAGGAGGCUUUAAGAGCUACACAAGCCAUUCCACGAUUCAUUCAAGAAAUAACGGACAUUUAUGCAAAGGAAGGAGAUAUCGCUUUGUUCGAAUGUGUCUAUUCUGGUAACCCCAAACCAGAUGUUGUUUGGUAUAAAAACGAUAAGCUUAUAAUGAAUACAGAGAAUGUAAAAGUACGUAUAUUUGAUGAGGAAAACAGAACUACUUUAACAAUUAAGCAAACUACCGGAGAGGACGAUGCCACAUAUGUUUGCAAAGCUACCAAUGAAAUUGGAAUGAUAGUAACAAAAGCUAAACUGCAUGUUGACACUGUCAGCGAAGUACGGUUAACGUCGGAUGACACAAUCAAAGAAGAAGAAAAGUUUGAUAUAAAGCUGAAAAAACAAGAAGAAAAACUAUACAAAAAGAAGAAAACCGAGCUAAAGAAGGCAAAGGAAAUUAAAGAAAAAGUAAAAGCUGAACGUGUCAAAAUUGAGAAAGAAGAAAUCCAUGAAGAGAAGCUGAUUCCGAAAGAACAGAUAGAAGAAAAAAGAAUUGUCGAUGUUGAAGAGACCCAAAUAUUAGAAACUACAAAGUUUAUAGAAAGUAAACCCGAGGAGGUUUCUAGAGCACGGAGAAUAGUACCGAUCCAAGAACCAAUUGUGACCGAAGCAACAGCUUCUUUGAAGAAAAUUGACGAUCAGAAACUACGAGAGCACAUACCUAAAUUUGAAGAACGUGCGAAACAAAUUGUCGAAGAGCGAGAAAGUGUCGUCGUAUCAGAAAUCACGAGUGAAGAUAUUGCUCCUGAUUUCACCAUCGAAACAAAACUUGAUCGCGCUCAAGUUACUUCGGAAACUCUAGAGAAAGUUGCAAUCUCUGAAGCACAUGUAGAAACUAGCGUGCAAGAAAGAAAACGUAUAGAAACUAAGCAGAAAAAAGUAAAGAAAAUAAAAGCAGAAAAGAUUAAAGAAGAUAUUACCGUAAAAGAGAUUGUGGAGCGACAAAAAGAAAACAUAGCUCGGGAAGUCGACGAGAUAAUGGAGGUUCUUGAUGUAAAAGAGUUUGGUCCAGGAGAAUCUCCCCUUCGAGAACUCGCAACAAUUGGCUACUUGGUUCGACAAGGUGUUUCCGUAAACGAGAUCAACGAAUGUCUAUAUAGGACUGAGAUGUUUCCUGCUUUAAAAACACCUGAUGCUCAGAAUGCUUUGGUACAAUUGGUGGAAAGAAAGGGUCACGGUCCCUUGAUCACUCAAGUACUUACGGAGGAGACAACGACCGAUGAGAGCUUUGUUGCAGCGACAGUUGGUUUUCGUGCGUUUAUGAAAAUGGUCGAGCUUCAGCAUGCAACCGUGGAAGAAGUCAUCAUACACUUUGCUCCGGAAGAUUUCAGGCCACGUGCUUGGGAAGUUACAGAAAUUUCCGAGGUCGAGACUGAGCAACAUGCUACGGAAACAGUAGAUAUUGUUCGCAAAAUGGAAGUUCAUUUUAUGGAGCAGAGAGACGAAAGGAAAGCUACUCAUGUACAGGAUAUUCGAGAAAUUAAAGAUGUAUGAAGCUUUACUUGCUCGAAUAAUAGAUGUGCGAUUUUUUUGCUU